Molecule: messenger RNA, 345 nt
Organism: Penicillium mononematosum
Lineage: Eukaryota; Fungi; Ascomycota; Eurotiomycetes; Eurotiales; Aspergillaceae
Exons: 1
Coding region: 1-345 (114 amino acids)
Source: RefSeq, a predicted model, not a curated record
AUGCCGGGGGGUAUCUAUGCAUUGCUGACCCUGUCAGCCAAAUACCGAUCUGGACACCUAAGCUAUGAGUUUGACGAGUGUGGGGAAGUGCGCAAAACAUGUAAAUCGGACCACAACGUCAAAGCUGCCCCUAGUGCUUUUACUAUCAGGCUGAUCAUCGGCGACAAAAGCUUCGUACAGAUGCCAACAAUUGACAGACAACUGUACACCCACCUGGGUACCUACCCAGCUGGCCAUGCCCAGCUAGCGACCGCCAAACUCAAAUUCCCCAAGGAAUUCAUCUGCGACAACUUCGAGAGAUACAAUGAGUUCGGACCAUACCACGAUGAUCACUCUGGCCCGUAG